Messenger RNA from Boeremia exigua, 669 nucleotides. RefSeq lists its product as uncharacterized. The transcript has 2 exons. Bases 217 to 573 code for a protein of 118 amino acids. NCBI's taxonomy places the organism in Eukaryota, Fungi, Ascomycota, Dothideomycetes, Pleosporales, Didymellaceae. The record is from RefSeq and is a predicted model, not a curated record.
CUCUCUCCUCGUCGGCUUAUCCGUAACACAGGAAUUCGAACCCCAUUUCCUCACAACUUCUGAUUAGCUGGACACGCCUUGUAAACCAGGUUGCAAGUCAUCCAGACUUCCAGUCUUCCAAACUAGUACCUCAGACGGUGAAAGAUUACAAGAACGCAUAUACACCAGCAUAUCGUAGCCCGCGAUUUCUCAAUACAGACAGGCGUUGCAACCACGAUGUUCAGCUUUCGCUGGCUCAGGCCCCCACCCCAAAAGCCAUUCUAUUACUCGCAAAUGAACCCCGAAGAGCGGAUUCUGUGGGAGAUCAUCGGCGAAGAGGAAACGAUAAGCUAUUUCGAGAAGAGCGGCAAGAUCAAGACACGCAAGCUCACGAGACAGGAACGCGCAUACAAUCAAAAGGUGCUUUUCGAUACGCGAGUCGGGCAUAGCAUUGUCGGAGAUGAUUGGAUGAGAAAGGCGUUGCCCAGUCCGGGGAGAAAGUUGAGGAAGGAAGGAGCGCGCGAGAAGAGUGACGGGUCAGCGAGUAGCAAGGAGAGGGCGGGGCGGCCCGCGGGAGAGUGGGUGAGGGAUUGACGGUGUGAGCGGGAUAUUUGUUGUGCGUACUAAUGGAUGGCACUAAUGGAUUGCCUAGUAUGGUUGUUGUGGGCGGUUGAUGUGGAGAUUGAUGGG